AUGUCUGAUUACCCAGGAUCAAAUAGUGAAGAUUUGUCACUACCUAAAGCAACAGUUCAAAAAAUUAUUGCUGAAAUCUUACCAAAAGAUAUUGCCAUAUCAAAAGAGGCAAGAGAAGCAAUAACGGAGUGCAGUAUCGAGUUUAUAAUGAUGUUAUCUACACAACUGAAUGAUAUUGCUGAAAAGGAAGCCAAAAAGACUAUUGCGUCUGAUCAUGUUGUGAAAGCAUUAGAAGAAUUAGAUUUCAACAAUUACCUUGAAAUAAUAAACAAGAUUCUAAGUGAACAGAAAGAGUUACUAAAGGGGAAGGAGAAAAGGAAUAACAAGUUUCAAAGUUCAGGAUUGAGUGAGGAGGAGUUGUUGAGGCAGCAGGAGGAGUUAUUCAAAAAGUCAAGAGAUCGUUUACAAAGUCAAUCCGGUUCGCCCCCACAUGAAGUCAAACAGGAAGAAAGCUCAUAA
Molecule: messenger RNA, 459 nt
Organism: Lodderomyces orthopsilosis Co 90-125
Lineage: Eukaryota; Fungi; Ascomycota; Pichiomycetes; Serinales; Debaryomycetaceae
Gene: NCB2
Product: negative cofactor 2 transcription regulator complex subunit
Exons: 1
Coding region: 1-459 (152 amino acids)
Biological process (GO): negative regulation of transcription by RNA polymerase II; positive regulation of transcription by RNA polymerase II; chromatin remodeling
Cellular component (GO): negative cofactor 2 complex
Molecular function (GO): TBP-class protein binding; core promoter sequence-specific DNA binding; general transcription initiation factor activity
Source: RefSeq, a predicted model, not a curated record